AUGACUACGCUUGGCGAAUCUCUUAGAGAAUCGCUCACGGAAAGUCAGAUCAUCGAUGUAGUCGUUUUAUGCUUUGCUGGGAAGUUCAAAGAGCCAAAAGUACAAUCUAGACUCGAAAAGUGGAUCGUUUUCGACAGCUCAGUAACGCACGGAAUCGAGAAAUCGGACCAACCCGAGCGCCCUGCGUCGGCUGGGGAAGUGGUGCGAGAACUGCCGGCUUUGAGGCUUCGAGCACAACUGUCCAAACUCGAAUGCUUCGCGUUUGCAUAA
Aspergillus calidoustus is the source of this 270-nucleotide messenger RNA. The record is from the annotation of a GenBank genome assembly. Lineage: Eukaryota; Fungi; Ascomycota; Eurotiomycetes; Eurotiales; Aspergillaceae.